UAAUAGGUCAUUUAAGUGGACAACAUUCUUCCACUCAUUGGGUCACAAAUAAUCCUCAAGGUUUUUGUUGCAUCAAGAUGAGCUAUACUGUAGUUGUCUAACUUUUGUGGGAUCAGUUAUUAUAAUCUCCUUGAGAAAAUCUAUAGGCCUAACUAAAAAUGUACAGGUCUACACCUGCAAGAUGGUUGUAGAAUCAAACACCCUUUAAUCACAACUGCAAUAAGAUACACUUGAGCAAGUCACCUUAAAACCCUUUACACUCGUAGGAAUUGGCCUAAUAGGGAUAGGGCUAAAUUGAAAUGUUUCUUACAGAAGUAUAUGAAAAACAUAUGCAUAACUGUGGUAGACACUGAAAGGGAACAAUUUGGAGAUAAUGGGAAAAUUAUUAGACCAAAGGUGAGGACACAACAGUUCAUCUGACACAAGACUUAAUCCAAAUAUUACUGUUGAUUUUAUGUGCAUUUUACAUUUCCUGCAGUUUUCAACGCAUUUGUUGAGAACAAUAUCUGAAAAAUACUCUGUAUACAUUCAGUAACAUGAUAAGAAUAUUCCUGUAAAAUGUGGGGUAGUGAGAGGACUACUUCUAACUCCACGUGGCCACACAACUCUCCAAAAUGUGCACAGUUUCUAAGUAAUUUAAAUGCACUUUUAUGAUCCCAAGAAUAGUCUCCAACUGUGCCGUUGAAGAACUUUUUUUAUUUUUUAUUUAAAAACUAGGCAUGUCAGUUAAGAACAAAUUCUUAUUUUUAAUGACGGCCUAGGAACAGCGGGUUAACUGCCUGUUCAGGGGCAGAACGACAGAUUUGUACCUUGUCAGCUCGGGGGUUUGAACUUGCAACCUUGCGGUUACUAGUCCAACACUCUAACCACUAGGCUACUCUUGCCAAGCAAGCACAAUUGUAUUUGUUUUGUUUGGAACACAGACAUGUAUCCCCGACACCACACAAUUACUGUUGAGGUUUACGCAAUCCAAAAACACUUCAAAACAUUAGGAACACCUUCCUAAUAUUGGGUUGCCACCCCAUUUUGCCCUCAGAACAGAGUCAAUUUGUGGACUACAAGGUGUCGGAAAGCAUUCCACAGGGAUGCUGGCCAAUGUUGACUCCAAUUCUUCCCACAGUUGUCAGGUUGGAUGGAUGUCCUUUGGGUGGUAGACCAUCCUUGAUACACAUGGGAAACUGUUGACUGUGGAAAAACUCAGCUUCGUUGCUGUUCUUGACAUACUCAAACUGGUGCGCCUGGCACCAGUGGAGGCUGUUGAGGGAGGACAGCUCAUAAUGGCUGGAACGGAGCUCUUGGAAUGGCAUCAAACGCAUGGAAACCAUGUUUGAUGUAUUUGAUACCAUUCCACUGAUUCCGCUCCAGCCAUUACCACGAGCCCAUCCUCCCCAAUUCAGGUGCCACCGACCUCCUGUGCCUACUGACAUACCUCAUUCAAAGGCACUUAACUUUUGUUUUGCCCAUUAACCCUCUGAAUGGCACACGCACACAAUCCAUGUCUCAAUUGUCUCACAGCUUAAAAAUCCUUUAAACUAUCUCCUCCCCUUCACCUACACUGAUUAAAGUGGAUUUAACAGGUGACAUCAAUAAGGGAUCAUAAUAGCAUUCUCCUGGUCAGUCUAUGUCAAUGUUUUGUACACUCAGUGUAAAACGCAAUCUGGGUUAGGUGGGCAUCAUUUGAAAGCUUGUUCUAUUGCUAACAUGACUAGCUAAGUUAUAAAGUACACUCCUAAUGUUUAGGCUUUCACGGGGCAAUUCAGAGAAACUGAUCGUAAUUGUGUGUAUAGAAAGGAGUCGUGUGCAUUAGGUGUGUGUUCAGCGGCACGUUUUCAUCACAGUAGACAAACAGGCUCAUUCUGUUCAGAACAACCCAGAGUACAACGCCAUGUCGUCUCGUAAAUAACUAUGUACAUCAUAGUGAUCAUAAAUGUUGAUACUGUAGGCCAUGAGUUUCAUAUGGAAAUAUGUAGUGCACAUUUGGGCUCGGGUGUUUGGCUUGCUUGUGUGACAUCAUAGUGGUAUUUGUCAUCAUCCUCAACGUCUCAUCUUUAAAAAAUACAUUUAGUCCCUCACUCAGACAACAAACAAGUAGCUCAAGUUGCUUAAUUAGCGGGAGGGAUGGGGGCAACUUCGUGUUGCAUGCAGUGCUCAAGUUCAGAACUGCUGUCAGUCAAAACCCAUCCAGCGCUGUGACGUGCAGAGCCUGAGCUUUGAUGUAAUUUCUAGCAUGUUACUGUACAGCCACUGUGUUCCAAUUUAGGAGCUUAUCAGUGUCCAAAACUGCCAUGUUCAACCUGUAUAUGGGUACAAGUGUAAAUGUCUACCUGCAUAUUAUCGGUCUGUAAUAAACAACUAUUGCUGGCCUAGAAUCGAAAACACCCGACUCCGUCGAUCCAAGGGAAGUUUCAAACCUAAAUAGGCCUAUCUUUGGUUUAAUAUGAGCACAUGGAUGCAUGCGCGCGCGCUCCACUGGUCAAAAUGACCGCCUCCAAUCAAUUUGAAAUGCACCGAAACAGAAUCAAUCAGGUUGAUGGAAUUAACAUUAAAUGGAUGUUUGUUUACUUGACGGAUAGGAAUCGAGAGCAAUGAUUAACGACAUGGUGUCAUCUCCGAUUAGGAUUCCCAUUCAGAAAGGUUUGCGUUGAUGAUCACCUCAACUGAGUCCACGAGUUUAUUUCCUGAUGCUUUGACUGCAAUGAUCAAAACAAUGAGUGUAAAUACAACAACGGAAACGAAGGAAGUUCUGAUUAGGCAUGUAGAGUAGUAUUGAGUUUCGAUAUAGAUCUGCGCCAACCUAUCUCAUGAGCUAAUUGAUCAUUAUUUGUAUUUGUUUUACGCCACUCUUGUAAGCACUAUUCAAUGCACCCUGGUCAAAGUGUAAUUAUCUUCCUAUAAAACUGCAGCUAUGGCAACAUAAAAAGCACCAAAUGGAAUUUGGAGUCAUGCGUAAAAGGUGUAAACCACUCGGGACAACAUCUAGGUCAGGGGUUCCCCGGUCAGAUUUUCCCAGAGUUCCCGAAGGAUAUUGAAAUAUAAUGGCUCCCAUUGUUAAACCAUUACUCCUACCUGUACCAAUUUCACUAAGUGUAUCUCACACUAUCUACCACUCAUUGAUAGCCUAUUGCAUGCAAUAUGUUAUCAUGCAUUGGAUAAAUGUGUUGGGGGGGGGGGCACGAAAAGUUGACUAGGUUAAUUUUGACUUUACUUAUAUCCCCCUCACAUAAAAAAAACAAUCCCCUUAGUGCUCUAGAUGUUGCCAAAGACGAUUUCAUUUCAGGGGGGGGGAGCAAUUCUCAUUGAUGAUGAGUCCUCCUACUUAAACAAAGCCAUUUACAAAAAGGGCCAUUGUAAAUUCGACCAUUGAAAUCCGAUUCAGUUUUUUUCACUCUUGGAAAGCAUAGUUCUUAACCAUGACAAGGCAAGUGGAGGUACACGUUAACGGACUAUUGGACUGAGGGGCGGUUGGGUACGAGCACUCUUAGCCCCAUACCCCUAAAAUCUCGCCAAAGUGGUUUGACAAAUAUCGUUUUCUUUUUAUUUUACACGGGAUAACCCCUCAAAACGGAUUUCAGAGACUUGGAUAGAAGUGCUAGUUGGCAACGACUAUAGAAACGAGGAUCCGUUGACGAAAAAGCUUUUGGGGGAUUAAGUUAUUCCAUGAUCACUUUUUAAAAAAUGUAGAUUAAGUGAAAGGUUGACACUACUAGUCCACCAAUUUAGCAAAAAAACGUGUGACAGGUCCAACCGGACCACGGAUGGCGGUCACCGAUGGCUGAAACUCAAUAUAUUAAUCUGAAUUCACACAGCUAGAGGGUAUAUGAUGCGCUAUAAAGUAGUCUAAUUUCAGCUAAAUGGUCCAGGGUGACAAUAUGUUACAUCAAACACACCAUGUUAGUGAAACAGGACACUGAAAGCAUGCGAAACAAUUGAGACCGUCUUUGGAUUGAAUCAACAUGCAAUUGGCACAGUUCCUAUCCAUUUGCGUCCCCGCCUUGUUGCAACAGGUUGCGCGCGUGGCCUUCCACAAAUGCACUUAUAGCGCACAGUUUUGACUUUGCUCUUACUUUCUGACUCGAAUGUUACAGAUUUCGGCGCCAUGGUUGAGCACGGAGGCCUUGAUCUUAUGUGUUUAAAUAAGUCCUACAGUCACAGUUCCACUACCUCGUCCUCCAGCUCAGAGCGAGAAAAGAAAAUAUUCACCAAGUUGAAAGUCAGUUUGACUGAGGACUAUCCGCAGAAGAACGCGGAGAUCCUGAGCGGCCAGUAUGGGACUAACUUACUUUUGAUCGGCGUGUCGCUGAUGCUGGCUAUUGCGCACCAUGGCGCAUCAGUGAAGGAAGAGCACCUGUUGUCGUUUAUCACGACCCUCAUGAUCCUCCAGCUGAUAUGGAUGAUAUGGUACAUCGUGAGCAGAGACAGGCAGAGUAACUUACAGCCAGAAAAGGAUGUGCAUGCUACUACCUGUUGGAUAAGAGGUGGGUUAACUCUUCUUGCGCUCCUCUCGUUGAUCAUGGAUGCCUUCCGAAUUGGUUAUUUUGUGGGCUAUCGAUCAUGCGUGUCGGCUGUUCUAGGGGUAUACCCUAUCAUCCACGCAACUCACACAAUAGCACAGGUCCAUUUCCUUUGGUUUCACAUCAAGGACGUCAUCAAGACCUUCGAGACCUUUGAAAGAUUUGGCGUCAUCCAUGCAGUCUUCACCAACCUGCUACUGUGGUGCAACGGUGUGAUGUCUGAGGCUGAGCACUUCCUAAACAACCACAAGAGAAGGCUCUCUUCCCUGGGCUAUGUAAACCUCACCAUAGUGGAUAUGGAGCCUCACUGUAAUUGCACUACCAGCGCCUGCUCCAUGUUCUCCAACAGCCUCUAUUACCUAUACCCCUUCAACAUAGAGUACCACAUCUUUGUCUCUGCAAUGCUCUUCGUCAUGUGGAAGAACAUAGGGCGCAGCAUUAACCUCCAGUACAACCGGAAAAGGCCGGCUACCAGGACCCAGGGGCUGGUUGUCGGCCCCAUCCUGGGUCUUGUCGCCCUGGCCAGCACCAUCGGCGUGCUGGUGGUCUACAUCAUCCACGUGGAAGAGUCGAUGGACACCCGGGAGUCGGCCAUCGCAAUGUUCUACUGCUACGGCAUCGUCAUGCUGGUGUUCAUGUGCUCGGCCGGGGCCACGGGUCUGCUCAUAUACCGUGCCGACCCUAUGCCCAUGGACACCACCAAGAACCCCUCGCGGACGCUGGACACAGAGAUCCUAUUCGGAUCGUCGGUGGGCUCCUGGCUCAUGUCCUGGUGCAGCGUGGUGGCUGUGGCAGCCUCAAGCAGCAGCCCGAGCUACCGCUGGACCAACCUGAUGUACUCGCUGCUCAUUGUCCUGGAGAAGUACAUCCAGAACCUGUUCAUCAUAGAGUCCCUCUACCGCCAGCGGGAGGACGGUGAGAGGGAGGACGCUGAGGCGGCGGGGCCUGUGCCGGAGAUCUUCUCUGUGACCUCCUCCUUGGCUCCGCCCUACAACGGCAUCAUCAACCGGGCGUACGAGAACCCAGACAAGGUCUGUGUCACGCUGGAGAACGAGCAGGUGGAGAACGGACAGGUUUACGGAACAUUCAGCUCACGGAAACAUUCGGCGGUGCCCCUGCACGCCGGGAGCAACGUGGCGGAGACCCCGAGCAAGAAGAGGCAGAUUCUGAAGAACAUCGCUGUCUUCCUCUUCAUGUGCAACAUCUCACUCUGGAUCCUUCCUGCCUUCGGCUGCAGACCCCAGUAUGACAACGGCCUGGAGCAGGAGACGUUUGGCUUCACCAUAUGGACAACAGUUCUCAAUUUUGCCGUGCCCAUGAACCUCUUUUACCGCAUGCACUCUGUGGCCUCCCUCUUCGAAGUCUUCCGAAGGGUGUGACAAGACGAAGAGGGACCGACGAGAUGACGCAACAUGCACAAGAACACUUGUCACCAAGGGCUCCAUAGAGGAAAUUAAUAGCAACACAGGUCAACCUUUCAGGAGGAGCUCUUGUCAUGUACUUUAGACUUCUAAAUAAGCAUUGAAACAUGUCAGUGUAGGGGGAUUAUACUAGAUGAGAUGUCCCUUGUAGCGAUGCAUCUUCGGAAACAUUUUGUAGCACCAGAUAUAAACAACAAAUUACAUUGAUAUCAGACCCUGGAUUCAAAUAGUAUUCGGAAUCUUUCAAAUACUUUAGCUGUGCUUGAUUGAGCUGGCCUGGCACAAUGUAACCAAUGGAAUAGCCCCAAAUGUGCAAGAACUGAUCCCCCGCCCCGGGAGGCUCACCCAAAACGCCAAAGUCUUUGAAAGAUUUCAAAUAGUAUUUGCUUUGUUGUGUGUUGCUGCACUGAAAAGUGAAAUUGACAUUUGAAUUUAGGUCUCUGUUAUAACAAGUGUUUGGGUUUGUCUUUUGAUGUUCAUCAAUUUUUUGUUGAAUGCGUUAUUAAAACGCGUAUGUAAUAGUUUAGCGUCGAGUUGUCUCUCAGACCUAGUACAGAUGUAAGCCAGGCUAUGUAUGAAUGCAUCAUGAGAGUGGGAGCAUGAUAAGUGAUGAUACACGAUGAAAGUAGAUGGUGCAGUGAAACAACUUAUAUCGAAAAGCCAUGCCACAUUCAUUUUUCAAAUCCUGUAUCAUGGUGAGACUAGUGGGCCUCAUCCCCGGUUGUGCUGGUAUCACACACACCACUGUGUUUGCAGCAGUACUCCAACAUCACAGAGAAGCCAAAGAAGCUCUCUCUGUCUCGAUUAUUCAACGUCACAUAAAAACUGUACUAUGGAUUGUAAAGAUGAGGUGCAACUGUAAAAGCCUUAUAAAGGUUUUUUUUUUUUGUGUGUCUUGCCAUUUUUAUGUAUAUUUCAAAUGCACAGUGUCAUGGAGGAUGUUCUCAGUGGUCGGAAAAAUACACAGGAAACUCAAUACUUCUGUGUCAAACACUUGAACUACUUGGCUGGCCACAUUCUAGAGUCCUACAUGUACUGUAGUAUAGGGCAGCGCUAGACUUUGAUUGCUCUUCGGUGUAAUAUUGGAUUGUAGUUCUCAGAAUCUCCAACAGAUGAACACUGGACUGUAGUUCUCACAAUCUUUCGCAAACGUCUCAUUGUAUUGACUGUUCUCAAUCAUGACUUGUUGACAUCAUUCUGUGUAUAUUUGAUGACAAUCACAUUCAGUUGAAUGCUGUACAGUGUUGACUGAUCUUUAAUGCUAGUAGCUCUGCUUUUCUUUUAGUUAUAUUUUUUCUUCUUCUAAUGAACCUGAAAUGUGGUUUCCUUAAAUAUAUUUAACAUUUCAAUAAUUGUUAUGGAACUCAAUUUCACUAAGAAACCGCCUGGGAGUAUGUGAAGCGUGCUCCAAUCCACACUGAUGUAUUCCCUGCACCCAUAUUAAGCCUAGUUCUGGACUAAAACAAAUGCUCAAUGGAGAAUCUCCAUUGAAAGUGUCCGUAAACUGGCCACCGUGCCCCAUUUGCUCUGCCAAUCCAUAAUGUUGGUGAAGAGACUAAGUAUGCACUCUGCAUUUUAAAGGGACAAUCUGCAGUUCAAACAACACCAAAGUGUCCCACCCUGCCACUGUUUUGGUAAACAGCAGAAGAAUAGGGCGGUUAUUAUGUUAUUGAAAAGGGAAACAAUACAAUAUUUGCACAGAUCAGUAUAUACUGUAUUGACUGACAUGCAUUUUCCAAAAAGCAAAUAUGUUUUUUAAACUGAAACAACUCUGAAACUGAACCAAAUAUCUUGAUUGAUGUAGUUUUGAAAAGUAAGUGUUGACAAUAAUCUUAACCUGUGAUGUUGAUCGAUUCUGUGAUGAAUUAGUGAAAUGUAGUGCAACUGUAUGGUUCAUUUUUGGACAACAUAUUUAGGCUGUAGGGACUAUCAGAAAACUGUGAGUUCUACAUGGGUGCUAACUACUGUACUUGUUUUCAGUUGUACGUGCCAAUCUGUGGUCAAUGCUUAUUGGUAAACCUGCACCAAUACUAUAUCCUGUACAUAUCUGAACGUAGAUUAAAGUGAAUGUACAUAAAG
Oncorhynchus nerka (sockeye salmon) is the source of this 8011-nucleotide messenger RNA. It is a transcript of the gene otop1, whose product is annotated as otopetrin 1. Bases 4097 to 5890 code for a protein of 597 amino acids. The record is from RefSeq and is a predicted model, not a curated record. The transcript is spliced from 6 exons. NCBI's taxonomy places the organism in Eukaryota, Metazoa, Chordata, Actinopteri, Salmoniformes, Salmonidae. Gene Ontology annotation, molecular function: proton channel activity. Gene Ontology annotation, cellular component: membrane. Gene Ontology annotation, biological process: inner ear morphogenesis; proton transmembrane transport.